Messenger RNA from Spodoptera littoralis (African cotton leafworm), 396 nucleotides. Lineage: Eukaryota; Metazoa; Arthropoda; Insecta; Lepidoptera; Noctuidae. The record is from the annotation of a GenBank genome assembly.
AUGGACGUACACUGGGAUGACUUGGAGGCUCCCUUGUCGCCGACCCCGUGCGCGGAGAUCAGUGACGACGAGCUGGUCUCCAUCUCCGUGCGCGACCUGAACCGACAGCUCAAGAUGAGAGGACUCACCCGGGACCAGAUAGUCAGAAUGAAGCAGCGUCGUAGAACGUUGAAGAACCGCGGGUACGCCGCGUCGUGCCGCAUCAAACGAAUCGAGCAGAAGGACGAGCUCGAGACUGAGAAGAGCCAGGAGUGGCAUGAUAUGGAACUAAUGCAAGACGAGAACAACAGGAUCCGUGAGGAAGUGGAAGCGCUGCGAGGGAAGUAUGAUGCACUGAAACGUUUCGCCAUCAUGAAAAAUAUACCAUUACCACCGGAACUGGAAAUACAGCCGUAG